Coregonus clupeaformis (lake whitefish) is the source of this 4553-nucleotide messenger RNA. RefSeq lists its product as uncharacterized. Lineage: Eukaryota; Metazoa; Chordata; Actinopteri; Salmoniformes; Salmonidae. The transcript has 2 exons. The coding region runs from base 2793 to 4370 and encodes 525 amino acids. The record is from RefSeq and is a predicted model, not a curated record.
AGAAGAAGAAGAAGAAGAAGAAGAAGAAGAAGAAGAAGAAGAAGAAGAAGAAGAAGAAGAAGAAGCCUGUCUGGCCCUUCUUCUCCGAGGGGAACCCUUAACUUUGGGCCCCCCUGGUAUCCACCACUGCCAAAUCCUCCACCAGUGACCUCCCACCCCUCAAACCCACUUGGGGUUGGGCCUGUGGACGAGCCGUAGAAAAACAAGAGGCAAAGGAAGGAGCGCAUGCAGGAACAAUGACGUCAGUGAAGAAAGUAGACAAGACAAAGAAGAAAAUAAAGCAAGCAGCCAGGACAAAAACUGAAGAAAUAGGAAAAAGGAGAAAAAGUGUCUGAUAAUACGCUUCCCCAGUGGUGGUGGCAUGUUGGAAAUGGAGAGACCGUGGGAUGUUGACGAAAUUAAAUAAAUAGUGGGUGAUGUUACUGACCCAGCAAAAGAUGCUGUAAAGUUCGAAGAAUAGCUAAGAGCAAAUAUCUCCAUGUACAACCCCACUACCAGAGAAACUGAAGAAAUACUCUGCUGCUGCUUGAAAUGGAAAUGGAAGGACUAUAAACACAUGUGGAACCGUGAUGUACUAGCGGCUGGAUGCAGUGUUUACCGCUAUUAAGGCUGCUUUCCCUAAACACACAGACUGGCAGAAAAUCCAUUCCACUAAACAGGGAACUGGUGAAACAUUGAGUGACUACAUGGAAAGAAUGGAGCCAGUCUUCCUCCAACAUUCAGGCCUGACGCCUGACCAAGACUCCUACAACAGCCUAUUGUGCCAUGCUGUGGUAACCGGCCUGAGACAAGAUUUUAAGACGGCUGUAACGGCAACUUGUAUCGCAUGGGAAACUAAACCACUGUCUGAAGUAAAGCCAUAUAUAACCCAUGAGGAAAGACAGUUGAAUGAAAAUGAAACUAAGGACGGAAAGACACUGAAGAAGGCACAGCUGAUAUACUACUCUGGAGGAGGAAGAGGAUGUUGAAGAAAUGGUGGUAACCGUGGAAACCGAAGAGGCAGAGGUACCUGCUGGAGCUGACGGAGGGAGAGACUGGAGCUGCUCCAACUGUGGGAAGUUAGGGCAUUUCUCAAGAAACUGUCCUGAAGGAGGAGAACAACAAAACGAUUGGCCUUCCCCAGCUGUUGGCGUACAGGUGGACAAUCCAUUUGGAAGACGAGGGGGCUACCAAACAUAGGAUGAGGUUUAAACAGAAUAAGAAACUAAUGAAGAAAACAUUGAUGAAGAACCAAAAGAAACCUGUCAAAUGUUAAAAUGGACCACCUUGUCAACCCAAAACCCCCUUAUUGACAUUUUAGUUAAUAAUUAUAAAAUUAUAUUUUUGGUGGACACUGGGGGCCGUGGUCUCAGUGUUGAAAAUGUAUGCCCUAUCUGUUCUCCCCUCAAAGAAAACAAUACACACGGUUGGAGCAUCUGGAAUUCCCUGUGAAUAAAGUUUGACCUUUCCCCAGGAUUGUAUUUAUAGGAUAAAAGAUGGAGGUGAGUGAAGUUGUGGUCUGGACUGAUGAAACUUGUGUCCUCUCUGUUGGAGGCUGUUCAACUCCCCUCGUCAAUCUCGGUGAUGAAGUGUCAGGCCCAUACUCCCUCUAUGGAUAACAUUUCUCUGGGGAAUGGCAAGGCUGACUGUGCUGCUAAAUUGUCUGCUUCUUCUUCUGUUUCCCCCUUCCUACAGAUGGCAGCAGUUCCAGCUCCCACCAACCCUUUCUCUGUUAAUGAUAUCAUUGCUUUACAGGCCAUGGCUGAUGCUUUCAGAAACUCAAGUGGGCGGGGUGCUGUCAUAAGGACACCUUGUGUGUAUGGCUUGAUGUGUGGAGCAGACCUGCCAUGCCCCAUUGUACAAUCCAGUUCCUCGCAAAAUUGUCACAUGGUCAAGACCAUGUGUCAAAAGGAGGGAUGGUGGAUCUUGUAAAUAAAUAUUGGGGUACAUUAGGUUUUACUGUGUUUGCAGGAAAUUUCAGUAAGACAUGCUUUAUUUGUAUGACUAACAAUGUUGGACGUGGCAUUUCAGUAUCUCCCGCAUCCCAUCCAAGGCAUGAAGGACCUUUUGAGCAGUUAAUGAUGGAGUUCAUUGAGUUGACCCCUUGUGAGGGGAAUAAGUAUUGUUUGGUGACUGUUGACAUGUUUUCUAAAUGGAUUGAAACGUUCCCUUGCAGGAGAGCCACAGCGAGAGAGAGAUCAUACCUAGGUGGGGACUGCCAUCAAAAAUGUAUUCUUACAAUGGUCGACAGUUUGUGAAUGAGAUUGUUCAGUCCCUGUCAGAGGCUUUGCAGAUUGAUUUGAGAACACAUUGUGCCUAUCAUCCCCAAUCUGGGGGUGCAGUCGAAAGGACGAACCAAUCUUUGAAAACUAAAUUAACCAAAUGAAUUGGUGAAACAUUUUCACUGAUGACGAUGAGAGGCAGAUCCCCUACAGUCACUGGUCUCUCUCCACAUGAGGUGCUGACUGGCCGUCCCAUGCGGAUGACAAAUACACCUUUUUCCCAGAACAGGUUGUCCCUGCAAGAAAUGGAGGAAGGCGUGGUUGAGUGUUGUGUCACCCUUAACAGUGUUCUUAAGACUUUUUUCCCCCGGUUGAAGGCGUCUUUGCUAAAUUUAGCAGAUGGAGCUGAACACUGUUUGAACCCAGGUGAUUUCAUGGUGGUGAAAGACUUCAGGAGAAAUAGUUGGAAGGACCCCUGUGUAGAGGCCCGUACCAAGUUCUUCUGACCACACCCCACUGCGGUGAAGGUUGCUGAGAGAGAUACCUGGACCCACCUGUCGCACUGCAGACGAGUUCCUGAUCCAGAAGAAGAUGGGGCCUGGCCAGUUCCGGUGGUGCAGUGUGGCCCUCCUCUGUAUUAGCACAGUAGUGCUAAUAAGAACAGUAGGUUGUCCUCUUGUUGGAGAUCUGACAGAGGAUGAGAAGAGUACCGAGCCAAAGGGGCCAACGCAGUCCCAGAGUAGUGGCCCAGAAGUAGAUGGUAAUGACAGAAGGAGUCCUGAGCCAAAGGGGCCAACGCAGGCCUGGAGUAGUGGCCCAGAAGUAGAUGGUACUGACAGAAGGUGUCCUGAGCCAAAGGAACCAACGCAGUCCCAGAGUAGUGGCCCAGAAGUAGAUGGUAAUGACAGAAGGUGUCCUGCGCCAAAGGAACCAACACAGGCCUGGAGUAGUGGCCCAGAAGUAGAUGGUCAUUGUAGAAGGAGAACCCUGCUGGGCCCUCACAACCAUAAGGACAAUUUGUUCUUUUCUAGAGCAGAAAUGGUUGCCGACCUGACAUCAAAAGAAAAGGACUGUUGGGUGUGUGGGAUGGGUCCGGUUAAGGUAGGGGCAGGCUUGCCCCUUACAGGAGUCCCAAUAGGGAUGAACUUUACUAUAGCAUUGGCAGGAAAAAUUCCUUUUUAUACUAUGACCAGCAAUGUUAAGGUAUAUAAUCAACCCAAUGUAUCCUAUUACCUGAGGCCUGGUAAUGUCUCACUCCCGCCCAUUUCAGUGGCUGGGGUGAUGACUGCCCCUUGGUGUAUUAGAGGAUAUGGAGAUCACGAUUUGGGUGAAUUGAAAUGUAAUUGUACUAUGAAUCUUAAUGGAUCAAAUGCUUGCAAUUUAACAGUGAUACAGGAGAAUGGUCAGGCCGAUAAGGAACCGUUUAAAAUGUGGGUUGACAAACAUAGCACAACUCUGAAAGGAGCCCCGAAUGGCACCUAUUGGCUAUGUGGUAAGAUGGCUUACUAUAGCCUUCCAUCGAACUGGGGAGGUACUUGUACUAUUGGGUUUUUGGUGACCGCUAUGAGAACCGUUCCAGAUAACGAAAAGGAUCUGAAGGCUCUGUUUAGAGACUACAAACUUCCUGGAAUGAGGAGAGAUAAGAGGCCUCUAGCUGACGUCACUCACACUCAGGCACCAGCCUCCAGGUUCUUUGGGGUGUUUUUCUCUGGGUAUGGAGUUGCAUGUGCCCUAGACCAAAUGCGUGACAUCUCUAGACACAUAGAGAAAUUUGGCAAUGCUACUAGAAAUGCCCUGGAACAAUUGAAUGGGGAACUAAAAGAAGUGCUUAAGUUAGCUCUGCAAAACAGAGAGGCUCUUGACUAUAUUCUGGCAGGUCAAGGGGGCACUUGUGCAGUCAUUGAUGAUGAAUGUUGUACUUUUGUACUCCCAGAUCACUCUUCUAAUGUGACUGAUCUUCCAGAAAACAUUGCCACUGUUGCUGAGAAUAAUUCCCCAAAACCAGAGUGGAUGCUUGCAACUUGGUUGGAAUCCCUGUUUGGAAGUUGGGGAUCCCAAAUUGCCCAAUGGGCUGCAGCAUGCAUUUUUUUGCUUAGUUUGCUAUGUUGUGUUAUGACCCCUUCCUUAAGACCAUCUGGCAGAAUGCCCAGAAUAUGUUCUAUAAGUUAAGAUAGGAGAUGGUGCCAGUCACAUGCAGGAACCAAUCGUAUGAAUCAUGUUUAUGUAGGUUUUUGUGUAGCCGUAUAAGGCAUUAUGAAAGGACCAUCACUUCAGACCGGCACUUUAUGCAUCUAAGUUUGACUGUGACCUCUCCAGCUUGCUGACAAUAAAGAAUGAUUCAUUUACGAUUGA